ACACACGCUUCAAUUCUAGUUCCGAUAUGCGCAAUGAAAUGUUUGCGCAUGUCAAUAUUUCGCUGGAUAAAGGCUGUUUGGCAUUCUUUCGGAUAUCCAAAAAGUGAUCAGGCAUGAAUAUUGGAGCAGUAAGCAUGCAGAGUUCAAUAGCGAACACCAUCACUAUAAACAGCUCUGGGAUGUCGGCUGAUAUGAUGGACGAUGACAGUGAUCUCAGUUCACCAGACAGUACAUUUGACGCAUCAGAGCUGAUGGACCAGGGUAUUUCCCAUGAUGACAUCACUUCACAGCUGGCUGCUGCGGGGCCUGUUGGAAUGGCGGCAGCUGCAGCUAUCACUUCAGGAAGGAGGCGGAAAAGACCACACCUGUUUGAAACGAACCCUGCAGUCAGAAAAAGACAACAGACUAGAUUGUUGAGAAAACUGAAAAGUUGCAUUGAGGAGUACACAACUCGUAUCGGGCAGCAGGCCGUAAUUUUAUGUUGCACACCAAGCAAAGUGUCCAAUGCCAACUCUUACAAAGUGUUUGGUUCACAGCCCCUUGAAUCUGUGAUCAAGAAUUCCAAGAACAUGAUCCUACAGGAUCUGGACACAGCCCUAGCAGAGCAUACACCUGAGCACAACCUUGACCCUGGUGUGUUUGAGUUACCUGCCCUUGCACUGGACGGCAUCCCUACACCUAUAGAUAAAAUGACACAGGCCCAGUUGCGUAACUUUAUUCCGGAGAUGUUGAAAUAUUCCACAUUGCGCAGCAAACCUGGGUGGGGAAAGAUGGAAUGUAGACCGCCAUGGUGGCCCAAUGAAGUGCCCUGGGCUAAUGUGAGAAGUGAUGUACGCACAGACGAACAAAAACGAAAUGUGUCAUGGACAGAUGCACUACGGGCAAUAGUGAAAAACUGUUAUAAACAUCAUGGGCGUGAAGACUUGUUGAACAUAUUUGGUGAGGCAGCAUUUCCCCAGUCAGGCCUAAUGAACACAAUGAUCCAGACUAUCACGAACCCAGAUGGUUCUGUGUCUAUUAUACAUAUAGACGCUACUCCAAACUCUGUUGUUACUCUGCCAGACGGAUCUCAAGCUACUGUGGUGCAGGCAGUAAACACUAUGCCCUCAGACAGCCUGAACUCGGAGAUUGUAGAGGCUAGCCAGCUACAGGAGUCCGGGAUCCAGGGCGUCGCCAUACAGCCUACCACCAUAGAGCUACCCCCUGGGGUCACCGCCGGCAGAAUACUCAUGCCUAACGGAGACUUUAUACAGAUAUCUACUGACCCUGCUACUGGCCUGAUGACGAUUCCAGCUUCUGUAUAUGAGCAACUAGUCCACACCCCACAGUCAGUACAGCAUGGCCAAACCCAGCCAACACUGGUCCCCAUGCAGCAACAGCAGCACAACUUCCAGCAGCAACAACAGCAACAGCAGGUGGAAGGAGCCAAGGAGGUGGAGGAACACCUUCAACAACUGCAUCAGCAACAACAGCAGAUGAUGGAGGUGGUGCAUCUCUCACAGUCUGCAGGGCCAAGUCUGCAGGAAACAUGAUGAAGGUUUCAUAAAGUGUUAUAUCAAAGAGCAUACAACACAGCAUUUGUUGUUAAAUAUGAUGCAUUAAUACCUCUGAUGGCAUUUAUUAUUGAGAUAUGGGUCCAAAACUACAGUGGUGGUGGCUAAGCAAGAACUAUUUCAUGCACAUGCGUAGUACAUAAAAGAAGUGUCACAUGCAUAUCACAUGCCUUAAAUUCAAGUAUCAUAUUGUGAUCUGUCAGAAGCCAUAAUAAUGUGUCACAUAAGGCUGAAUAUCCAAAUCCAGAUUUGCAUUUAACUUCAUAGUAAUGCUUUAAAACAAACAUUCAGGUACCAAAUGGAUGGAUAUGGGUUUGAGUAUUUCAUCAAUUUUGCCAAAUACUUUGUCCAAUAUUGUUAUAAAGAAUCAUGCAGGAUGCUUCUGUUUUUAUAAUUGAUAAUUAUAUUAAACAGUGAAAUUGUGAAUUUGGAUAGAAGUUGAUGUAUUGUGGAAUAGCUUAAUGUGCACGAAAAGUAAUUUUUAUUUGAUCAAAUUAAUAGCACUGCAUUGCUAUAUGAACUACUAUCUUUUUACAUAAAAGUUUUUGUAGCUAUGCUAUAUAUUGUGUUGUAUGAACAACUUUAACAUUAUAUAAUUAGCCUAAUUAGUUUUUGCAAUUCAUUAGAAAUCAUGUUCAUUUCAGACGUGGGGGUAACAGUUUAUCUUUUAGAUGAUUACAUUUAAUAAGGUGAACUAAAAUUAAAAUGUAUCUUAGCUACAAUAUACUCAGUAUUUUUUUUCAAAAUGGUUGAGUUCAAACUUUUAUAUAAAAGCAUGGUUACUUACUUCUAAAUGACUAGUACAUAUUUGGGUUAUCAUAUGGUGUACUUCUACUAACAAUAAUGUUAAAAUCAUUUGACCUUGACAAAACAGCGGUUUAAUAGUUUAUAUUUAAGUCUCCUCAAUUAUUCAAUUUAUGUUAGAUCCAUAAUAAAAUAACCCAAGUACAUGCAGUAGUUGCCUACUACUGUCAAGUAUGGACACAUAAUUUUAUAUUCUAAGCCGAAUUCUAUAAUUACUUAUAUUAUAGUUAGAUGACCUCAAGUAAUUUCUUAAUGAUUAAGAACAGGCAGAGUGAGCAAACCCUUCUUUAUCAUAAAGAUAUUACUUCAGGUCAUCUUACUAACUUCCUGGAAUAUUACCUCAUUGGCUGACACAUUGUCAACACAAACUCUGAUGCAGGGAGUUUGUAUCUAAAGAUUGAAAGAAGGUGGACAUCUAAAUACCAACAUAAGUUUAAAUUCUAGUGCUUAAUGAUUGCCUGUCUGCAGUUUCAUUGGCUGAACAUUUAAGUUGGUAUUCUAAUUUAGGAUAAAGCUCUAAUCUAAUGAUGUACAUGCUUUGACCUGGGUCUGUUUUGUGUAUGCUUGUUUGCAAUUAAAGGUUGCUGGUAUCUAUUUGAAAUGUCUUGGUAUAAAUACAUCAUUUAUAAUUCUGUACCAUUCACAGGCAGAAUCUUGAUUUGUAAAGUUGUGUUGUUGAACAUUAUUUAUAUAUAUAUUUUUUUUAGAUCUUGAAAAUAAAUAUACAAAACCUG
Molecule: messenger RNA, 3091 nt
Organism: Mya arenaria
Lineage: Eukaryota; Metazoa; Mollusca; Bivalvia; Myida; Myidae
Product: DNA-binding protein P3A2-like
Exons: 9
Coding region: 114-1532 (472 amino acids)
Biological process (GO): regulation of transcription by RNA polymerase II
Cellular component (GO): nucleus
Molecular function (GO): DNA-binding transcription factor activity, RNA polymerase II-specific; RNA polymerase II cis-regulatory region sequence-specific DNA binding
Source: RefSeq, a predicted model, not a curated record